AUGCCUGAUAAAAUUCCCAUUAGUGGGAGAUUACAGUUGACAGUUGAAGGUUGCGCAUGCUGUCCUGCAUUUUGGGGAUUGAUGAAUCCACAAUGGAAUAUGUGCUCAAGGGGUAGAAGGCAGUCGCCUAUUAACAUAGAGCCCAGCAAAUUGCUUUUUGAUCCAUCACUACGACUUUUAAAUGUGGAUAAGGAGACGAUAUCGGGACACAUCUAUAAUACGGGACAGUCUCUCGUAUUUAGGGUUGAUAAGGGGACAAAGCAUUACGUAAACAUUUCUGGCGGUCCACUCGCUUAUCGGUAUCAAUUUGAUGAAAUUUAUAUCCAUUACAGUGCAGGAAAUCGUUACGGUUCUGAACAUCGUAUCCAUGGCUAUUCGUUUCCUGGAGAGAUUCAACUCUAUGGUUUUAACGUGGACCUUUACCAUAAUAUGACGGAAGCGAAAUAUAAGACACAAGGGGUUGUAGCAAUUUCCUUAAUGAUUCAGGAAGUGGUCAAAAUGAAUUUCGAAAAUGUUGAAGGCUUGCUCGGGGCUCAUUUGGUGCCAAGACGCAUCUGUUACAAGAAAUGGAUGAAGCUAUUCACCGGUACCGUACCGGGGGCUAAGAAGGUAUUUACCGGAACCUAUGCAGUAAUAGGCAGCUUGUCUAUCAAGUCGCUUUUACCCGAUACUGAUCAGUAUAUGACUUACGAAGGAUCUAUGACGUACCCGGGAUGUUGGGAAACCGUAACAUGGAUUAUUAUUAAUAAACCUAUAUAUGCAACCAAGCAAGAGUUGUACUUGCUACGAAACAUAAUGCAAGGAUCACAGGAUGCUCCAAAAGCACCAUUAGCGAAUAACGUUAGACCAGUGCAGCCGCUUUAUUUUAGGACAGUAAGGACUAACAUCGAAUUAGAUAAAUCAAAGGUCAACAGAUGUUUAUCAAUCAGUUAUGACAUCCAUUACAAAGCAAACGAAUGGAAUUUGGAUGAUAGUCAAUCGGCAAAUUCCAUGAAUUCAAUUUGACCUCAUUAUGGCAAACAUUUUUUUAUAGACACA
Molecule: messenger RNA, 1038 nt
Organism: Agrilus planipennis (emerald ash borer)
Lineage: Eukaryota; Metazoa; Arthropoda; Insecta; Coleoptera; Buprestidae
Product: carbonic anhydrase-related protein 10-like
Exons: 11
Coding region: 1-1005 (334 amino acids)
Molecular function (GO): carbonate dehydratase activity; zinc ion binding
Source: RefSeq, a predicted model, not a curated record